AGCAACCAAGGCUGACCGGACUGGUGUGCUCGUCUUUCCCUUUUGAGUUGGUGGUGACAUCAUCAGCUCUAACAGUCAGCUGCUGCAGUGGAGAGAGAGAGCUAGAGAGAAAAAAGGGAAGGGGGAGGGAGAGAGGACACACACACAAACACACACACACUCUUUCUCUUCCUCUCAAACACACACACACACACACACACACACACACUCUCACAGCCCCACUUGUCUUCCUCUGGUAAACAUGGCAGCAGCAGCAGCUACUGACACACGAGCAGCAAGCAGUGCGUAGUGCAGCCUAGCUCAGCUUAGCCUAGCCUCGUCUCAGCUGUCAACAUGGAGGAGGAGGACGCAGCGGCCGACCCCUAUUUGCCCUACGACGGGGGAGGGGACACCAUCCCCCUGCAGGAGAUCCCUAAAAGAGGGUCUAACUACGUCAUGUCUAACGGGGGCGGGGCGCCCAGCACCACCACCCACCUGCUGGACUUCCUAGAGGAGCCCAUCCCUGGUGUGGGGACCUACGACGACUUCCACACCAUCGACUGGGUCCGUGAGAAGUGCAAGGACCGCGAGAGGCACCGGAAGAUCAACAGUAAGAAAAAGGAGUCAGCAUGGGAGUUCACAAAGAGCCUGUACGACGCCUGGUCUGGGUGGCUGGUGGUGACGCUCACCGGCUUGGCCUCAGGUGCUUUGGCUGGCCUGAUUGACAUUGCUGCUGAUUGGUUGAAUGACCUGAAGGAGGGCGUGUGUCUGAGCGCCAUGUGGUUCAACCACGAGCAGUGCUGCUGGACGUCCAAUGAGACCACCUUCGCUGAGCGGGACAAGUGCCCUCAGUGGAAGAGCUGGGCUGAGCUAAUACUGGGGCAGGCCGAGGGCCCCGGCUCGUACAUCAUGAACUACUUCAUGUACAUCUACUGGGCUCUGUCCUUCGCCUUCCUGGCCGUCUGUCUGGUCAAGGUGUUCGCUCCCUACGCAUGCGGCUCCGGGAUCCCUGAGAUCAAAACCAUCCUGAGUGGCUUUAUCAUCCGGGGCUACCUGGGCAAGUGGACCCUGAUGAUCAAGACUAUCACUCUGGUUCUGGCUGUGGCGUCUGGCCUCAGCCUGGGGAAGGAGGGCCCCCUGGUCCACGUGGCCUGCUGCUGUGGGAACAUCUUCUCCUACCUCUUCCCCAAGUACAGCAAGAACGAGGCCAAGAAACGAGAGGUUCUCUCGGCUGCGUCGGCGGCUGGGGUGUCUGUUGCUUUUGGAGCCCCGAUUGGUGGAGUGCUCUUCAGCUUGGAGGAGGUGAGCUACUACUUCCCCCUCAAGACGUUGUGGCGCUCCUUCUUCGCUGCCCUGGUGGCGGCCUUUGUCCUGCGCUCCAUCAACCCGUUUGGUAACAGCCGCCUGGUGCUGUUCUACGUGGAGUACCACACGCCGUGGUACCUGUUCGAGCUCAUCCCUUUCAUCCUCUUGGGAGUUUUCGGAGGCCUAUGGGGCGCCUUCUUCAUCCGGGCCAACAUCGCUUGGUGCCGGCGGCGCAAGUCGACGCGCUUCGGCAAGUACCCGGUGUUGGAGGUGAUCUUUGUUGCCGCCAUCACAGCCGUGGUUGCUUUCCCGAACCCGUACACUCGCCAGAACACCAGCGAGCUGAUAAAGGAGCUGUUCACCGACUGCGGCCCGCUGGAGUCCUCGCAGCUCUGCCAGUACCGCAGCCAGAUGAACGGCAGCAAGGCCUUCACGGACAACCCCAACCGGCCGGCAGGGCCCGGCGUCUACGCCGCCAUGUGGCAGCUCUGCCUGGCGCUCAUCUUUAAAAUCAUCAUGACCAUAUUCACCUUUGGACUCAAGGUGCCGUCCGGUUUGUUCAUCCCCAGCAUGGCCAUCGGGGCGAUCGCAGGUCGAAUCGUUGGCAUCGCCGUGGAGCAGCUGGCCUAUUAUCACCAUGACUGGUUCUUGUUCAGAGAGUGGUGCGAGGUGGGAGCAGACUGCAUCACUCCGGGGCUUUACGCCAUGGUGGGGGCCGCCGCAUGUCUGGGCGGAGUGACCCGUAUGACCGUCUCCCUGGUCGUCAUCGUCUUCGAGCUGACCGGUGGGUUGGAGUACAUCGUCCCCCUCAUGGCCGCCGUCAUGACCAGCAAGUGGGUGGGCGACGCGUUUGGCCGCGAGGGGAUCUACGAGGCCCACAUCCGUCUGAACGGCUACCCCUUCUUGGACGCCAAGGAGGAAUUCACACACGUCACGCUGGCCCGGGAGGUGAUGAGGCCUCGACGCAGCGACCCGCCGUUAGCCGUGCUGACGCAGGACGACCUGACGGUGGAGGAGCUGCAGAGCACCAUCAAUGAAACCAGUUAUAAUGGUUUCCCUGUGAUAGUGUCCAAGGAGUCCCAGAGGCUGGUGGGCUUCGCUCUGCGCAGGGACAUCAAUAUCGCUAUCGAAAAUGCUCGUCGCAAGCAGGAGGGCAUCAUGUUGAACUCCAGGGUUUACUUCACCCAGCACGCCCCCACCCUGCCGGCCGACAGCCCCCGGCCCCUCAAACUGCGCUCCAUCCUGGACAUGAGUCCCUUCACCGUCACCGACCACACCCCUAUGGAGAUCGUGGUGGACAUCUUCAGAAAGAUGGGGCUGCGCCAGUGUCUGGUCACUCACAACGGGAAUGUUUUGGGCAUCAUCACAAAGAAGAAUAUAUUAGAGCAUCUGGAGGAGCUCAAGCAGCACAAGGAGCCCCUGGCGGCUUCUUGGUAUUAUCACAAAAAAAGAUAUCCUCCGUCACAUGGCUCAAAUGGCAAACAAAGAUCCCGAGUCCAUCAUGUUCAACUGAUCCGCUCCUUCCAGGACGGCCGUGGGGGAGCGGGAGACGACAGCGAGGAGGAGGUGCACCUCCUGGACGGCUCCAAUCUCUGACAUUUGGACCCCGUUUUUUUGUUUUUCUUUUUAGUUUUCAGCUUUGUAGACCCUGAAGCUCGCGGACUGACUGUGGCCCCCAGAGACUUACCGGCUGUGAGAGAUAAUAGACACGAUAUAAGACUUUGUUAUUAUGAUCCUGGCUGCUGAGGACACACAGAGGUCACGGGGGUUGACGGCAAACACAUGGGGAAUGCACUUUUUACACACACACACACACACACACACACACACACACACACACACACACGUACAAAGAUCACAAAAACACACACUUUUGCACUUGCAGACACCUCAAACACGCAUGCUAUCUCUCUUCACAUACACAUAACCUGUAAAGAGACACCCGUUUGCACUCUUCAUGUGCCUCGCCCUUGUCUCUCUCCGCUGAGGUCGUGGUAGACGUUGCCUGGCAGGGGUCAAAGGUCAGAAUGAACCGCCGAUUGAGGGACGCGAUGAGGGACCUUGAAACCUCCAGGCUUCUGUUUCAAGUAAAAACUCACUUUCCUCAUCCCCCUGCUCACUCACCAGACCUGUCCGUCCUCCAGAGAAGUACAUUGUUUACCUGUGAUUUAAAUGUGUGUUUGUGAGAGAACGUGUGUGUGCAUGGGUGUGUGUGUGUGUGUGUGUGUGUGUGUGUGUGUGUGUGUGUCACCUAGCACCACUACAUUCCAGCCAGGUUACCACAGGAACUGAGAGGACGUGCACCUGCUUCUCGCGUCACACAACAAACUUUGCAGAAAGCCAUUAACGGCAUGGCUUCUUCCCCCGGACGCACGUUGGUCUAAAUGGGAUGGCUUUAACAAAGGUGUGUGUGUGUGCGUGUAUCUGUGUGAGUGAGUGUGUGUGAGUGUGUGUGUUGGGGUCAGAUAAUGAUGGGUACUGUAUUUCAAGAACAAAAAUGUUCCCUGUAAGAAGGAAAAAAACUGGAAAAAGUAAGACCUUCAUGAGUGUGUGAUUUAAUUUCUGAGCCAGCUUCAGCUGUGUGUGAGUGUGUGUGUGUGUGAGUGAGAGAGUGUGUGUGAGUGUGUGUGUCAUUCUCGUUGAUUCAUUCAGUGUGAAGGCAGGUCAAAUGUGUGUACGUAAAGGAAACAAAACAAAAGAAGAAGUGUCCACGUUGAGUUAUUCUGUGUUCUCUGUUACAGGAAACAAAAUAUAUCAAAUUUCGUUUUUCUUCUCAAACUACGACUCCUGUUACUUUAAGACUUUUGAUCCUGCUGUAAUCAAUUAAGUUUUUAUGGCUUGAAGCAAAACAAAACUGUAAAUCUGCACUGUUUUAAGUGAGUGGUGGUGAUUUUUCUUUUCCUGAAUUUGUCCACGUCGUUCGGGUAAUAAGAUUUAGAAUUUUACAUUAAUAAACUUUGCUUUAAAAUGUAAAAUACAGGAAAUCAAAACCAAUAUAAAAUGUCACUAAAUGUUCAAACACACUGAGAUUUUAAAAAGUUUUAAUACUAACAAUUAAGAUUUUUCUUGGUGAAAUAAUGAGGCCCAAAUUUGAAUAAAUACCCCAAAUUAACGUCUCUAAGUUUCUUGUUUUGUCCGACCACAUGUUCAAAUCAUAAUGAUGUUAGACAUUGUAAAGCUAUAAUUCCUCACAUUUUUGGAAGCUGUGAUCAGCAAACUUUACAAAGGACACAAAUAAUGAAUAAUUAAACAGUUUCAGAGUUGAAGAACUUCUUUCUUCCAGACUUGAUACUUGAUUGUGCAGCAAAACACACCAGCUGCAGAUUAAACAUGAUGACAUAGAACAGUGGAAUUUAUAAUCUAAUUUCCUUAUAAUUCUUCUGUCAUAUCCUGUCAAUCAUCUCACGACCACUGACAUCGACGUAAAACAAACUCGUACAGCUACAUCUGCACGCUGCUUUUAGUUAAAGCAGAUUUUUUGCCUUUUCACAUCUGUAUUUCAUCCUAAAACUAAAAAAGAAACACCUGUUCUCCGACCGACAUUUCCCACUUUGUCCUCAGAACACUUAACAUGACGCAAUCCUUUUUUAGUGCAAACGAUGAAGGGAAAUAAAGUGAUGUCGAGAAGAUGAAGCAGGACAAGCGGUAGCACUUUACCUGUAGAGUGGCGUGUGUGUGUGUGUGUCUGUUUGUGCGUGUGUGAGAGAGAGAGAGAGAGUGUGUGUGUGAGGAAGGUCGGGUUCAUCCUGUGUACUUGUUUCCAUCGCAGUGUGUCUACAGGCAGCAGAACAUUUGUUAACCAGUGGUGUUGCCUAACGUUGUAUUUCAUACUGAUCUCGAUGUUUUCUCCUUUUUUUUUUUUUUUUUUUUUUUUUAUUUAUGGGUAGUGUCGAUAGAGUUGUGGAUUAUUAUGAAGAAUUUUAUGUAUGAUUACAUUGAUUGUUUGAUUGUACAUUUAAAAAAACAAAAUAUGUAAAGAUUAAAUUUUGGUUUAAAUUAAAAAGGAACAAAACUAUUAAAGUUGCAAUGGCUGGUGGUGUCGGUGCUUAAAGGUGACGUGUGUGUGUGUGUGGGGGAUUAUGGCGCCAUCUAGGGUUGAGGUUGAAAAUUGCAACUAACUGACACUUUAGUUGCUGAUGUGAAAGAACAAAUGUCACUAUGAGGUGCCAGGGUUUUGUUUGUCCAUUCUAGGCCACUGUAGAAACACGGCGGCCCGCUCCGUAUGUGGAUAUAAACGGUUCAGUAUAAGGUAACAAAAACAAAACGAUUCCUAUUUUUCAGGUGAAGACACUCUAAAGAAAACAUCAUUGUUCAUAUUCAAUAUCUGCCAAUAGAUUCCUCUAAAUGCUGCACACUGU
Messenger RNA from Anoplopoma fimbria (sablefish), 5642 nucleotides. It is a transcript of the gene clcn3, whose product is annotated as chloride channel 3. Gene Ontology annotation, biological process: transmembrane transport; chloride transport. Gene Ontology annotation, cellular component: Golgi apparatus; early endosome; membrane. The coding region runs from base 334 to 2880 and encodes 848 amino acids. The record is from RefSeq and is a predicted model, not a curated record. Lineage: Eukaryota; Metazoa; Chordata; Actinopteri; Perciformes; Anoplopomatidae. Gene Ontology annotation, molecular function: voltage-gated chloride channel activity. The transcript is spliced from 14 exons.